UCUCUCUCACUUCGCCCCCUCAUUUCCAAUCCCCCGGCAUCGAUCUGAAUCUCUCUCUCUUCCCCUGCUUCUUGUUGCCCCGAUUUCGUUGCUACAUCAAUUCUUUUCAGCUCCAGCAAUGGCAUACGAGGGCAUUCUCCUGGGGAUGGGCAACCCGCUCCUCGACAUUUCAGCUGUCGUCGACGAAGAUUUCUUGCAGAGAUAUGACAUCAAGCUGAACAAUGCGAUUCUUGCAGAGGACAAGCAUCUCCCAAUGUAUGAUGAUAUGUCCAGCAAGUAUAAUGUGGAGUACAUUGCUGGAGGUGCCACUCAAAACUCAAUUAAAGUUGCUCAGUGGAUGCUUCAAGUUCCAGGUGCGACCAGUUACAUUGGUUGCAUUGGGAAGGACAAAUAUGGGGAGGAGAUGAAGAAGAACUCAAAGCAAGCUGGUGUCAACAUUCACUAUUAUGAGGAUGAGACUGCACCCACUGGCACCUGCGCUGUUUGUGUUGUUGGCGGUGAGAGGUCUCUUAUUGCAAACUUGUCUGCUGCAAACUGCUACAAAUCCGAGCACUUGAAAAGACCUGAAAAUUGGGCACUGGUCGAGAAGGCCAAGUACUACUACAUCGCUGGAUUUUUCCUCACUGUGUCCCCCGACUCAAUUCAACUUGUUGCUGAGCAUGCAGCUGCCAAUAACAAGGUCUUCACGAUGAACCUUUCUGCUCCGUUCAUUUGCGAGUUCUUCAAGGAUGCCCUCGAGAAAUUUUUGCCCUACAUGGACUUUGUUUUCGGGAAUGAGACCGAAGCAAGAACUUUCGCUAAGGUUCAUGGGUGGGAGACUGACAAUGUUGAGGAGAUAGCCCUUAAAAUCUCCCAGUGGCCCAAGGCGUCUGGAACACACAAGAGGAUCACUGUUAUCACUCAGGGUGCAGACCCAGUUGUUGUUGCCGAAGAUGGGAAGGUGAAGACAUUCCCGGUUAUAUUGUUGCCAAAGGAGAAACUUGUUGAUACCAACGGAGCAGGUGAUGCAUUUGUGGGGGGAUUCCUCUCUCAGUUGGUUCAGGAGAAACCAAUCCCGGAGUGCGUCAGGGCUGGGUGCUAUGCAUCAAACGUUAUCAUCCAAAGAUCGGGUUGCACCUACCCGGAGAAGCCCGACUUCGCUUAAGAGAGUUGAUUGAUUAUUCCGGUUCCCACUCAAAUUAUUGAAGGGGCCAAAAAUUUUCAUAUAUUUUGAUGGUCAGACGACCUGCGGCUUAUAUCUGUUUUGUUUGCCGUACUCUUACUAUUUGUUGUGCCUUCAAUAUUUGAUGGUUGGUUGAAUUAAGACAUUUGAGGUUAAAGUUCCUCUAUUAUAUCUAAAAUGGAAAGAUCUCAUCCAUUUCUUCAA
Molecule: messenger RNA, 1366 nt
Organism: Punica granatum (pomegranate)
Lineage: Eukaryota; Viridiplantae; Streptophyta; Magnoliopsida; Myrtales; Lythraceae
Source: RefSeq, a predicted model, not a curated record